AUGACGGAGUCGGUGCGGCAAGGCAUCAAUAAUGCUCUGCUCAUGCGCUCGAGGUCGGUGAAACUGAUGAAAGAUGAGGAGGUGGAUAACGUAGAGGUCAAGAAGCGCAUGAAGUUGAAGCUGCAACUUUUCUCGACGCUGAGAGAGACAGAGGACGAAGUGAAGUCGAUUAAGAAGUUGAACAAUGGCCGUUUGAUGAUCCUCUUCUUCAACGCUUUCAUCGCUAUGGUUGGACUUCUCCUGUCCAUCGUCAUCUCAGAGACUUGUCGCUACGGCUACAUCCCGACCAGCCAGGAGAUGGCUCAAGGCAUGCUCAACCCGCUCGAUGAUCCAUCAACAGGCUGCAGAGACAAGCCGAGAAGGAUUGUAAUUUUACAGUGUUUGAUCUCGCUUUCUACCGCUGUACUAGCCUCGACGAUCAUCUACGGCAACUACAAGCACUACAAGAUGCUUAAGGCGAUGAAAUCGUUUGUGUUGACACGACAGACCAUGUCUGUGGAGUUCUUUGAGCAGAUCAAAGAGUUCAAAGCGUUCUACUGGAACGAGAUGAUCCUCUUUGAUAUCAGAGAAAUCGUCCUUUGUUGUCUUGUACAUCCAUUCCCUUGGUUCUUCAAGACUAUCACUGUCGAGCAGAUGAAUAGGACAAGCAUCUACCAAUUCGAAUCUCUCAUCGUUAUCUUCAUGUUCUUGAGACUGUGGCAUAUUGCCAAGUUGCUGCUCCAUCUGUUCUACAGAUUUUAUUUCGAGGAGAGCAUCUUUGUGCUGGGCAACAGCUACGAUCUCGUCAAGAUGUUCGAGCAGAAGCCUUACAUCUCACAUGUUCUCAUGUUCAAGACCUUCCUACGAUGCCACCCUGUGAAAUGCAUCUCGACUUGGUUCCUCUGCCUCUUGUUCGUUGCUGCCUACUGCAUCCGUAUAGCCGAAAGCCCUUCCAACUACCUUCACUCGGUAUACUUCUGGAACCAGGUUGCGUUAUCCCAUCCUCACUACAACGUGGUUCUGACAAUCAGACAACGACGGGAUAUGGCGGUGAAGGAUGCGCAGGAGAGUGUGAGACGUUUGACAUUUGCGGUAGAUAUGUAUCCCUCCUCUCACUUUGGCAGAUUGAUUUGCAUCGUCGUAAUGUUGCUGGGGAUUCUACUGGUUUCAAUCACCACAGCCAUCAUGACGACCAAGCUUUCUCUCACGCAGAACGAGACUGAACUGCUGAAAUACUCUGAGCUGCAAACAUUCAAGAAAGCAGCUGUCAUUGCAAGCGUGAAGUUUUUACAGCAGAUCUACCGGACGAAUCGAGGAAAGCAGAAGAAAGAUCCCAUCCUGCUGAACAAGCUGAGGCGAGCCUUGUUCAAGACCGCCUACCUCUACAACAUCCACUUGUGCGCCCAGGAGUCACCCGCAAGAAGUGGAAGAAGCGCGUCGGAGGCAGCAAGAAGGAAAAGAAAAGGCUGCGGGGGAACAGGGCGAUUGCAGCAGAUCAUGGAUAGACAGCAGGAGCUUCUGGAGUGGAAGGCGACGGUAGACUCCAAGAUGGAGGCGCUGCAGGGCUCGUUGGACGAGAUUCUCAGCCUCCUCAAGGCCAGGGAUCGUCAGCCCAUCACCUUCAGGACUGAGAUCAGCAGCUCGCACGUAUCUCCAUCAGCGGGAGCAGCGGGAGAAGGAGCGGAAGGUGGGCAAGCCUCCGGCCAUGCCGUUAAGACGAGGAGGAGGCACUCAUCGAAGCCCAAGACCAUCUCGACUGAGCUUCUCAGCAUUCUUCCCAGCAUCGACUACAGUCUCAGUCGCACACGGUCAAACAGCAAGUCUAGGGAUGAAGAUCCCGAUAUGGCCAAGUUGCGGGAGAGACUCAGGAGGCAGAGCCUGAAACCGAGCCCGACAGCAUGGCGCUCUAGUGAAGAGAUGAAAUCGCAACUCCGAGGGUUUUCAUCCAUGUCAUCAUUCGCCAACGUGUGA
This is a messenger RNA of Guillardia theta CCMP2712, 1950 nucleotides long. RefSeq lists its product as hypothetical. The record is from RefSeq and is a predicted model, not a curated record. Gene Ontology annotation, molecular function: small conductance calcium-activated potassium channel activity; calmodulin binding. Gene Ontology annotation, cellular component: plasma membrane. Gene Ontology annotation, biological process: potassium ion transport. The transcript has 10 exons. NCBI's taxonomy places the organism in Eukaryota, Cryptophyceae, Pyrenomonadales, Geminigeraceae. The coding region runs from base 1 to 1950 and encodes 649 amino acids.